Messenger RNA from Zea mays, 1937 nucleotides. RefSeq names its product protein NRT1/ PTR FAMILY 4.3. The transcript has 5 exons. NCBI's taxonomy places the organism in Eukaryota, Viridiplantae, Streptophyta, Magnoliopsida, Poales, Poaceae. The record is from RefSeq and is a predicted model, not a curated record. Gene Ontology annotation, biological process: transmembrane transport. Bases 74 to 1804 code for a protein of 576 amino acids. Gene Ontology annotation, molecular function: transmembrane transporter activity. Gene Ontology annotation, cellular component: membrane.
CAUAAGGGGAGUGAGACAGAAAAACCAAGAGACGUUUGGUCAUCACUUGAAGUUCUGAGCACUAGCUGGAGGCAUGGCUUUGCAGUGCCUUGUAGACUGGAAGGGACAGCCAGUUAACCCAAAAAGGCAUGGUGGGGUCAAAGCCACCAUGUUCAUCUACUUCCUGGUUGUGAUGACAAACAUUGGAAACAUCCCGAUGCUGUUGAACGUGGUGAGCUACUUGCAUGGGAAGAUGCACAUGGACAUCGCCGACGCCUCCACCACCGCCACCAACUUCUUCGGCGCAGUCUGUGUCUUCACCUUCCUCGGCGCCUUCGUCUCCGACUCCUACAUCACGCGCUUCUACACUAUCCUCAUAUUCGCCCCGAUCGAGAUUUUGGGUUACAUGCUGCUUGCAUGCCAAGCCCACCUGCCGUCGCUGCACCCGGCACCGUGCGACGUGACCAACAGCAGCCCCAGCGAGUGCACCACGGUGAGCGGCCGGAACCUGAGCCUGCUGACCCUGGGCCUGUACCUGAUCCCGGUCGGCGAGGGCGCCGUGCGGGUGUGCGCGGCGGCGCUGGGCGGCGACCAGUUCGACCGCGAGGACCCGCGGGAGCUCCGCGGCGCGGCCAGCUUCUUCAACUGGUACACCUUCUGCAUCUCGCUGGGCGGAUUCGCGGGGCUGCUCUUCGUCGUGUGGGUGCAGGACAACGAAGGCUGGGACCUCGCCUUCGCGCUCUCCGCCCUCGUCGCGCUCCUCGGCACUCUCGUCCUCGUCGCCGGCAUGCCAUUCUACCGGCACCAGAAGCCCACAGGGAGCCCUCUCACAAGAAUUCUUCAGGUUUUUGUGGCAGCUUUCAGGAAGAGGAAUCUUUCAGUGCCUGAGGAUUUUGUUGGGACGCACGAGAUGACCACCGGGGAAACAGGCACCAUCGUUGAAGUGCUGGAGAGGACUUCAGGUUUCAAGUUCCUCGACAAGGCGGCCGUGAACGACGGCGACGCGCGGCGGUGGUCGCUGUGCACGGUGACGCAGGUGGAGGAGGCCAAGAUCAUCCUCCGGAUGCUUCCCGUCUUCGUGAGCUCCGUCCUGGGCUACCUCCCGAUCCCGCUGCUCCUGACGUUCACGGUGCAGCAGGGCGGGACCAUGGACACCCGGCUCGGCGCCACCAACGUGCCGCCGGCGAGCCUCUUCGUCGUCCCCAUCGUGUUCCAGAUGCUCAUCCUGGUGGUCUACGACCGCGCCGUCGUGCCGUGGCUGCGCCGCGCCACAGGGUACGCGGGCGGCGUCACGCACCUGCAGCGGAUCGGCGUCGGGUUCGCGUCCAACGUCGUGGCGCUCGCCGUGGCUGCCGCAGUCGAGGGCCGCCGCAGGGCCGAGGGCGGCGCCGCCGCCGCCGAGAUGUCCGUGUUCUGGCUCACGCCGCAGUUCUUCCUGCUGGGCGUGAUGGACGUCACCUCCUUCGUCGGCCUGCUCGAGUUCUUCUACAGCGAGGCCUCCGCCGGCAUGAAGUCCAUCGGGGGCGCCGUCUGCUUCUGCAUCCUCGGCAUCGCGUCGUGGCUCGGGAGCUUCCUCAUCCGGGUGGUCAACCGCGCCACCGCGCACCACGGCACCAGCAGGGGCACAGGGUGGCUGGAAGGCGCCAAUCUCAGCGCCGGCCGCCUCGAUUUGUUCUACUGGCUUCUUGCGAUCUUUGAACUCGUCGCCGUGCUUCUCUACCUGCUGUGUGCGUGGAGAUACACCUAUAGGCAACAUCCGAGGAUGCAGGUGCAGUCCACGGUGGAGGAUCACACCGCAGCCAUCAAGCAAGAUGCAGCACUUUGACGAUGGCAUCGUUAAUUGUUAGUAGUUCACGUCAUCCAUACAUGUGUCACCAAAUAAGUAAGGGGUGUUUAUUUGAGAUUAUAAUCUACGUAGAUUAUAUAAUUCAACAAACUUUAAAUUAAGUUAGUUUAAA